AUCUUUGUUGAAUUUGGCGGUCUUCACUGUGGCCAUAUUGAAAUUUGGAUCAGUUUAGAAAAAUUAAAGCAGAAAUAACUUUUGAUGAUGGACUAAAUUUUAAAUUCUUGAGUGAGAGUUUCCCAGUGGGGAAUUACAUUGUAUAACGUUUUUUAAAAACGGCGAAAUCCAGUGACUUUGUUCAUGAAGAAAAGUGAAAGAUCUUCCAGAAAGAAGAUAGAUUAUAAGAAGAUGGCGUCGGGGUUAAGCCCGGUUACCGAAGUGAAAGGGAAGGAGAAGAGUAAAAUCGCCGAAGUGACAGCUCCCGCUGGAGCCUCAAUAGCAGAUAAACUUUCUGAGCCGAAAGACACAUCUACACCGGUAAAACUCACACUUCCGGUGAAUCCAGGUGAUGAAAAAAGUUCGCUUCUAAACAAGUUAGCAGAGUUGGAUAAGAAACAAAAGCAACUCCAAGAGAAGAAAGAACUAGAAACGUUACGGAAACAGGUCGAGGAACGAGAGGAGGCGGUGCGUGAAUUAGAGAAAUCCCUCACCGAACCGGUACGUAAAGGUAAAUCCAAAGAAUCAUCUUCAGGGGAAUCAGGCGGUGCCAAGCCGAAAAAACACAAAUCAAGAUUAGCAGCUAGUUUUCAGGAAGGACAAACACCAUCUACCUCAACAGAAUCAGGACAAUCAGGUGUGAUGGUUCAUAUUAUUUCGGAUUCAAUUGCCAAGGAUGUGGGUGGUAUUUGGCAUACUAAAGUGAUAGCCUUUCCUGGAAUUGGUAUUACUCGUCUAUCAUUGUAACAGUAUGCAGUCAUAUUUGAUGCGUCAUGUCGGACGUCCAGUCGCCCAUCCCUAUCGUUGACGUAGAUAGAAUUGGUAUGCACAGAAAAUCGGAUGAAAUUGAUAAGGCGUCACUGCAAGCUGUUGCUUUGUCACUGAAAAAUGCAUUUUGCAAAUACGGCGUCUGCUAUUUCAAAAACCACGGAAUUGAGUACGAAGACAAAUUCAAACACAUUUCGGAAGCUUUCUUUAAACAGCCUUUAGACGUAAAAACACAACACCUUCGUGGAACGAGACGGGAUUUCGGUUAUACACCAGCAGGACAGGAAAGGCUUAACCUUGAACACCCUUUAGCUAUGAACGAGUCUUUUAAUUACCAGCCAGGUGACGACCAAGAUGACUGGAUGGAUAAUGCCUUUCCAGAUGCUUGUAAAGAAAUGUUUGGUCAAUGUUCAGUUUUUGGGUACCGUGUACUUGACGCACUUUCCCUGGCGCUUGGUCAACGACAAACAUUUCUAAGAGAUUCCAGCGCACGUAUCGGAACACAGGACAACCCAACAACUUUAAGAUCGUUAUAUUAUCCUCCCAUCCCGUUAGAUAUGACAACAAAACCGGGCGAUAUUCGUUUUGGCGAGCACGCGGAUUUCGGAACAAUUUCAUUCCUGUUUCAAGAUAAAGUUGGAGGUCUAGAGGUGGACUUUCCUGGCAAAGGAUUCGUGGAAGUAAUUCCCAUACCUGGGACUAUCCUCGUAAUGGCUGCUGAUUUACUGCAGCGAUGGACUGCCGACACCGUGGUUUCGACUCGGCAUAGGGUGCUUAUACCAGCAGAAGAAUCUAAGAAAAUAAAAGCUCGACAGUCAGCUGUUUUCUUUAUACUGCCUGAUAAUGACUAUGUGGUGAAGCCUUUAGACGGGUCAACGAAGUAUAAACCAAUCACUUGCAUGGAAUACCUACAACCCAAAAUGACGGAUGUCAUUGACGUUACAUAUUAGAGUGUCAUCCAAUGUAUGCAAAAACAAAUGGAAAACAAAGUGUAUCGUUUUCGCUUUGGUCUGUGGGCGAAGGCCAAAACUAUUGAAUGCCGUAACCCAGAAAUUAGAUCCUUCAGGAAACUUUCAAGGGUGGAUAUCGGUCUGAGCAAAUUGUCAGUAAAAUUUAAUGACGAUUUUAAAAACACUGGUGCCUAUUGAAUACAAUUAAGCGUUAUAUUGGAAUAAUGUAGUUUUGGACGGUGAACAUGAAUUUUAUUUGACAUUUCGUAUUAUAGAUUUUAUCUUUUUAUUGAUAAUUUACUCUGGUUGUUACAAAAUGCUACUUUAUGUAUUAUAUACCGAAUAAAAUGUAAAACGUUGAA
Messenger RNA from Mercenaria mercenaria, 2119 nucleotides. RefSeq lists its product as uncharacterized. The record is from RefSeq and is a predicted model, not a curated record. Lineage: Eukaryota; Metazoa; Mollusca; Bivalvia; Venerida; Veneridae. Gene Ontology annotation, molecular function: dioxygenase activity. Bases 813 to 1757 code for a protein of 314 amino acids. The transcript is spliced from 4 exons.